UUCAGCUGCGGGGAAGGCGAAGAGGAAACGCGGAGCGCGUGGGGCUUCCCGCCACACUCACUGCCGCACGUCUCGCGCACACGAUGCCCUCCCCGAUCCCGGUGAGCCGCCUGCUGCCGCCCAGGGCCCUCGGGCCGUACCUGCACCUGGGCGCGUGCAGCAGCCCCAUGGCGAAGCGCCACGGCCAGGAGAACGCGCUGCGCGUGCCCGAGCGGGCGCCGCUCGACGAGCCCGCGCCCUGGCCCCACAAAAAGGCGGCGUGGUCGUCCGCGGUGAACUGGCAGGAGCUGCGCGCCCUGCGGCCCAUCGGCUCCGGCGGCUUCGGCUCCGUAUACGAGGCGCGUUACUACGGCGAGACGGUGGCCGUGAAGAAGGUGAAGCGCAGCGCGCGCAACCGGCUCGCCUCGCGCCGCAGCUUCUGGAGCGAGCUGAACGCGGCGCACCUGCGCCACGAGAACAUCGUGCGCAUCAUCGCGGCCACCACGUGCGCGCCCGCCAGCGAGGACAGCGUGGGCACCAUCGUGAUGGAGUACGCGGGCAGCGUCAGCCUGCAGAGCCUCAUCUACUGCGCCGCGGAGGAGCUCCGCGUGGACAGGUGCCUCAAGUACGCGAAGGACAUCGCGCGCGGGCUCUGCUUCCUGCACGCGCACUGCAUCGCGCACCUGGACCUGAAGCCCGCCAACGUGCUCGUCGCUCCCGACGACGUGUGCAAGAUCGUGGACUUCGGCUGCUCCCAGAAGCUGGAGCCCGCUGAGCACGUGUCCCCCGCGACCCCCCACAUCGGGGGCACGUACACGCACCGAGCCCCGGAGCUGCUCCGGGGUCAGGAGGUCACGCUGAAGGCCGACGUGUACUCCUUCGCCAUCACCUUCUGGCAGCUCCUCACCAGAGAUGAGCCCUACGAGGGCGACAGGCAACCCGUGCUCUACGCCGUCGUGGCCUUCAACCUGCGGCCCGCGCUCACCGGCGACUUCUUCAAGUCCGGCCUGGGCCGGAGGUGCGAGGCCCUUCUGGGCAGAUGCUGGCACGGAGAUCCCGGCCGCAGACCCUGCUCAAAUGAGCUCCUCGGCGAACUGGAAAUUCUCCACCUGUCCGCCACGAAAGUGACUUAGCAGAGAUUUCUUGAAUGAACGAACCCAAAAAAAAGUGAUCAACUUUGCACUUGAACUUCGAAUGUCAUUUUAGAUUGUCCCUCCUCAUAACCUGAGCGAAACCGUAUUUUUUAUUUUUUUCCCCCACUUGUGCCUAAUAAGAGAUGUGGAAAGAGAAUCGAGCGAAGAACUUGAACUCAGCUGGCAGCUCAGGUGUUGGAAGGAAGGUACCCCC
Scleropages formosus (Asian bonytongue) is the source of this 1326-nucleotide messenger RNA. It is a transcript of the gene mos, whose product is annotated as v-mos Moloney murine sarcoma viral oncogene homolog. Bases 84 to 1112 code for a protein of 342 amino acids. The transcript has a single exon. Gene Ontology annotation, biological process: protein phosphorylation. Gene Ontology annotation, molecular function: protein serine/threonine kinase activity; ATP binding. The record is from RefSeq and is a predicted model, not a curated record. NCBI's taxonomy places the organism in Eukaryota, Metazoa, Chordata, Actinopteri, Osteoglossiformes, Osteoglossidae.